Molecule: messenger RNA, 1349 nt
Organism: Manis pentadactyla (Chinese pangolin)
Lineage: Eukaryota; Metazoa; Chordata; Mammalia; Pholidota; Manidae
Gene: PSMD6
Product: proteasome 26S subunit, non-ATPase 6
Exons: 8
Coding region: 90-1259 (389 amino acids)
Biological process (GO): proteasome-mediated ubiquitin-dependent protein catabolic process
Cellular component (GO): proteasome regulatory particle
Molecular function (GO): protein binding
Source: RefSeq, a predicted model, not a curated record
GACUCCCCCGGCUUCCGGUUCCGCGGACGCAGCCGCCCGGGUCCGCGCCGAGUCGCCGUCUUCCGUGAGCCGCUGCGCCGGCCGCCGAGAUGCCGCUGGAGAACUUGGAGGAGGAGGGUCUGCCCAAGAACCCCGACCUGCGCAUCGCGCAGCUGCGUUUCCUGCUCAGCCUGCCGGGGCACCGCGGGGACGCGGCCGUGCGCGACGAGCUGAUGGCGGCCGUCCGCGAUAACAACAUGGCUCCUUAUUACGAAGCUUUGUGCAAGUCCCUUGACUGGCAGAUGGACGUGGACCUGCUCAGUAAAAUGAAGAAGGCAAAUGAAGAAGAGCUGAAGCGUUUGGAUGAGGAACUGGAAGAUGCAGAGAAGAAUCUGGGAGAGAGUGAAAUCCGUGAUGCCAUGAUGGCAAAGGCCGAGUAUCUCUGCCGGAUAGGUGACAAGGAGGGCGCUCUGACAGCUUUUCGCAAGACUUACGACAAAACCGUGGCCCUGGGCCACCGACUGGAUAUUGUGUUCUAUCUCCUUAGGAUUGGCUUGUUUUAUAUGGAUAACGAUCUCAUCACACGAAACACCGAAAAGGCCAAAAGCUUAAUAGAAGAAGGAGGAGAUUGGGACAGGAGAAACCGCCUGAAAGUGUAUCAGGGUCUCUAUUGUGUGGCUAUCCGUGAUUUCAAGCAGGCAGCUGAGCUCUUUCUGGACACAGUUUCAACAUUUACUUCCUAUGAACUCAUGGAUUAUAAAACCUUUGUGACUUACACUGUCUAUGUCAGCAUGAUUGCCUUAGAGAGACCAGAUCUGAGGGAAAAGGUUAUUAAAGGAGCAGAGAUCCUGGAAGUGUUGCACAGCCUUCCAGCAGUUCGGCAGUACCUGUUUUCACUCUAUGAGUGUCGUUACUCGGUUUUCUUCCAAUCAUUAGCUGUUGUGGAACAGGAAAUGAAAAAGGACUGGCUCUUCGCUCCUCAUUACCGGUACUAUGUGAGAGAGAUGAGAAUCCAUGCCUACAGCCAGCUGCUGGAGUCCUACAGGUCAUUAACACUUGGCUACAUGGCAGAAGCCUUUGGUGUUGGUGUGGAAUUCAUUGAUCAGGAACUCUCCAGAUUUAUUGCUGCUGGGAGACUACACUGCAAAAUAGAUAAAGUAAAUGAAAUAGUGGAAACUAACAGACCUGAUAGCAAGAACUGGCAGUACCAAGAAACCAUCAAGAAAGGAGAUCUGCUACUCAACAGAGUUCAGAAACUUUCCAGGGUAAUUAAUAUGUAAAACCAUGUGCACUUCAGAGACAAAUGGAGAUCGACAGCUUUCUUUACUAUGAUGUUCCAGUUUAAAAAUAAAGAGUGUGUUGUUUCUUCA